Ylistrum balloti is the source of this 3954-nucleotide messenger RNA. Its product is annotated as myotubularin-related protein 3-like. Gene Ontology annotation, biological process: regulation of autophagy; dephosphorylation. The coding region runs from base 154 to 3660 and encodes 1168 amino acids. NCBI's taxonomy places the organism in Eukaryota, Metazoa, Mollusca, Bivalvia, Pectinida, Pectinidae. The transcript is spliced from 16 exons. Gene Ontology annotation, molecular function: metal ion binding; protein phosphatase binding; phosphatidylinositol-3,5-bisphosphate 3-phosphatase activity. The record is from RefSeq and is a predicted model, not a curated record.
UUACGGCGAUUCUUAGCCACAUUUGGUGGGUCUUGCCCGAAAGGGCCUGAGAUCGAGAUCUGCAAUACCAUUCUGCUUACUGACGAACACUUACAGGUACUGACGACGAGACGGGGUGUGUGGUGCCGGCGGUUCCAUCAGUAUAUAUGCCAGAUGCAUGACAAAAUGGCAUAUGCUGAGGAGCCGUCCAGUUUGGACUACAUUCAGCGAUCAGAGUUGUAUCCGAAAAAGUUACUUGUGACAGAAGAUGCUGCUCUCCAUGUACCUUUCCCACUCCUGAGCGGAGAAGCUGUGGAAUUCCUUGGGCACAUAGACGAAGGCGUGAUCGCAUUAUCCAACUUCCGCCUCCUCAUCCGCUUCAAGGACAGCUUCAUCAAUGUACCACUAGGGCUGGUGGAGAGCGUGGAAUGUCGUGACAUAUUCUACCUUUAUGUGUACUGUAAGGAUGCUACAGUGGCUAGAUGUGCAUUCAGUAACAAUGACAGCUGCCAGGUAUGGUUCCGUCGUGUCAGUGAUCGAGUGGCCCCACCCCAGGAACUCAAAAGUUAUUUUGCUUUUGCCUUCCAUGCCUGGUGUGUUGACGGCUAUCCUGCGGGAUCGGAGCUGGACCCCUGUUACCAGCUGUGUAAGCAAGAUGAGAAUUUUCACUUUUCAUUUGGGAAAGAAGUGGACAGAAUGAAGUUUAACUUGAAGAGUAAAACAGCGUGGAGGAUCACCUACCUGAACGAGUCAUUUGGAGUGUGUCGGUCAUACCCAAAACACCACAUUGUACCAUCAGAUAUCACAGAUGAACAGCUGAAGAAAGUGGCUAGUUUCCGCGCUCUUGCCCGCUUUCCGAGUGUGGUAUGGAGAGAUCAGCGUAAUGGUGCAGUUUUGGUGCGCUGUAGUCAGCCGGAGGUCGGAUGGCUAGGCUGGAGGAAUCCAGAAGACGAAGCCUUGUUACGUGCCAUCCCACUGGCAUGUGCCCAUAACCCAGGUUCAUACCAGCGUAGUAACACAGUCCAUGAUGAUUCUAGUACAUCAGAGAGUGGGUCACAGAAUGGGGAUUGUGGUAAGGAAAACCUAGAAGGAGAAGACAAGAGGAUGUUGGUGAUUGACUGUCGAUCUUACAGCGCUGCCUUUGCUAACAGGGCCAAGGGUGGGGGCCUCGAGUGCCCUGAAUAUUACCCAAAUUGUGAGAUCCAGUUCAUGAACCUGGCAAACAUCCACUCCAUCAGGAAAAGCUUCAUCGCACUCCGGACUCUCUGUAGCAGUGGUCCAGACCAGGUCAACUGGUUGUCUGGACUGGAGACUUCCAAAUGGCUCCUACACACAUCGUGUCUAAUGAAGACAGCCAAUAUAGUGGUCAGUUCUAUCGACAAGGAGGGGCGUCCAGUCCUUGUCCACUGCUCAGACGGCUGGGAUCGAACCCCGCAAAUUAUUUCCUUGGCAACUCUCCAACUAGACCCUUACUACAGAACAAUGGAGGGUUUUCUUGUGUUGAUUGAACGAGAGUGGCUGGACUUUGGUCACAAGUUUGCUGACCGCUGUGGAAAUGGAAUUGAUAUUGAGGACACUAACGAACGAUGUCCCGUGUUCCUGCAGUGGAUUGACUGUGUAUACCAGCUUUAUACACAGUUUCCCACAGCUUUCCAGUUCAAUGAAGCCUAUCUAGUGAAGCUGGUGCAACAUACAUAUUCCUGUCUGUUCGGUACAUUCCUCUGUAACACGACACAGGAGAGACAGAAGGAGGAGUUGGACAAACGCACUGCCUCUGUCUGGUCACUCCUUAAUCUUAAAAACAAACGAUUCCUCAAUCACCUGUAUUGUCCAACAAUAGAACAGCAGGUGCUGUAUCCCUCAUGUCAUGUUAGAAGUGUUAAACUCUGGAGGGCAGUGUUCCUAUCUAACAACUCCUCCUCCAUGGGCCCAGAAGAAGGCUCCCUUGAUAGACCCUCUCUUGUCACUGAGCCGGAACGCUCCAACUUGCAGAAGACGAGAUCAUGUGAUAAUUUAGCUGCUAAUCAUGACCAGGAAGUGACAGUUCUUGCAAGUCCAAGUCGUAGAAAAAGUGAUCCCAACAUUACAUUGGACUUCGCAGAUCAAAGUCUUCACUUCGCAGCCAAAGAUAUUGAGCAAAAUUCAAGUUGUACUAGCAUUCCUAAUUCUAUCAAUAAAGAGGAGACAAAUCAAGUCAUUACAAACAGUGACACAGGUUUAGUAGAGAACGGACAUGAUGAAUUAUUUGACGACAGCAGGAAUGAUGAUGUCAUCAGUGAAAUGCAAGGAAACGGAGGAAGGGAUUCCACUGAGGACUAUGAAAGUGUUAAAAAUGAUGGCAAGAUGGAACUUCAAAAUGGCGACAGCGGAGUAGAGGAGGAAGUGGAUGACAAAGGGAAACAUCUUUCACUGAUAAACGGACAAGAAGUCAAAGAGAAACAUUUGGCGACAAAUGGAUAUACAGAAGGAACAUUGACAGUGAUUAGUGGUGAAAAUGUGGUAUGUAAUGGUCUUAGUAAUGGAAUUGAGACUGAAGACAAAACAUGUCAGACAAUUAAGAUAGAGAGUGGUGACAAUUUAACAAAUAAAACGGGGUCUCGUGAACUCGUAAUAGAGAGUUCCACAGACACUUUAUGCGAGGAAGAAAGUGAACACUGCCGGUGCAGCUCAUCACGUUCUGCUGACCGACCACACAGUCAAGUGUCAUCAUGUAGUCAGGAAAAUUUACACUGUGAUAGUGACUGUAGGAGUAAAAAGCCUGUAACCAAAAUUAAGUCGUUAGAGAGUUGCUCGAGUAUUAGUACAAGUACAAGUGACAUAAGUAACUCACAUGUUCACAUGGACUGCGUACGGCAGGCAGCUAACCUUCUACAGCUGCAGCAAUGUCUCUUGUCACAGCCACCAGCACUGCGGCUCGACUGUGGCUCCAACGGCUGUGGCAAGCUGUCCAGUAUUCCAAACGGAGGCUCUCAUUCCCCUUCUACACAAUUUCCGACUCCUGUUAGCUCGCAAACCCCAAACUCUACGUGCCCUCCAACACCUGGCACAGAAAACAAGUCAACAGAGGUUCCUUUACAACGCCAUCUUAGCGGUAUUGGCCGGCAUCUCGACAUAGACGGCUUAACAAUUUUCCAGGAACCUGUUCAACAGAGAAUGCGCCAAAUCGAGAAUGAUUAUGAGCGGCAAAUUCACGCUUUAAAGUCACACCUGGCUAAUGCCCAAGCCCUUUUGCUACAGCACGCGUCGGCUUGUAGUGGAGCAGGAAGGUGUGCUCUAGAUCUGGCCAAAGAUGACAUGUUGUUGCUUCCGGAAGCAACAGGAUAUGGAGAUUUCCAGUCCCUAGGUGGGUGUAGUAAUGCUGCAUCUGAUGCGAGUUGGGAACAAAUUGAUGACAUGGAAUCCAAAUUGGUAAAGUGGGUCCCAGAUCAUGCUGUUACUCACUGUGGAAAUUGUGAUCUAAGCUUUGGUAUGAUUAACAGGAAGCACCACUGCUGGAACUGCGGAAAUAUUUUCUGUCUUGAUUGUACAAACUACUACACGUCGAUUCCACAACAAAAUCUCAUGUCCCCGGAGCAUGUUUGUCAGCGAUGUUACAAGGUUCUGCGGUACCAGGGUGGGAGGAGUUCUCUGGAAAAUGGAGUCAUCGAUGAACGACCAAUGGCCGCAGCUGCCUCAAAUUAACUGACAAAAAAAAUUAUGAUAAAACUAUUUACAGAUGAUUUCCUAUCAAUUCAAAAUUGUCGUUGUUAAUUCAAGGCGUAUAUGUAUUGUUUUGUUGUUUAGACUUCUUGUUGUGUUAAAGGAGGAAUAUUUGAAUGCAAGAGGUUUAGAAAAGUUCAGGAUCUCAAUGCGAGUAGACGCUGCAGUAAUAUUGAUAAGUAAAUGCUUAUACAUGUACUAGAAAAAUAUGGGAUUUUGUGGAAAUUUAAAACAUGUAGAAAUUUUGUUUCAUUUUCUUCAGGAAGAAUAAAGCAA